GAGAGAAUGGUAAAAACCCAAGUAUAUUCAUUUCCCGCCACAUAGAAAAGUUCACCGAAGCCUUCCCGCUUGUUUAUUGUUCAUUUCCCGCUCUUCUUAUAUAUUUCUUUACCACUGCCCACAGAUUUUAACUCAAACGCAAAGGGUUCAGUGUUUUCAAUCAUUCAAUUUCAAGGCCAUGGACACUUCAAACCCAGCUGUAUUUGUAAAUGGCGAGUUGCUUCCAAAGUUCAUAGGAAAGAAAGUACGAACGGUGGUUCAGGUGAAUAAAUGUGAUGGUGUGGUCACUGCAGCAAAAUCCACAGAUGAUCAAGAACUAACUGUGAAUGGUUUGCCACAAGUCCCUCUUAUGAAUUUUGUUGAAGUUAUUGGUAUUGCGGAAACUAAUCGCUCCAUCAAUGCUGAAAUCUGGACUGACUUUGGCACCACUUUUGAUACCAAUUCUUACAAUCGGUUAUGCCAACUAGCAAAUGGAGAAUUCAGAAAUCUGUUUCUCUAGGGACCUUACCGAAUGUUUGAUCAGGAAUUGAACGGUAUGGAAUUGCAGCCUUCAUUCUUGGGUGUUAGGAACUUAGGAUGUAAAUGUAUGAUCAAAAGCAAUGACUAGAAUGCAUGUUUAUUCAGAGGAGCAGGCAGAGCAUGUGCUCUGUAUAAACUCUCUUUUCUCUUGGGAGAUACUGGUAUCUGAUUAUCUCUAAUUUAUGUCUGGUUUGGUUUGGUUUAUAAUUAUAUACGGGCCUACAAUGUUUACCUAAGUUUAUAUAUGCACGUUACCUCUAAUGUUAUAUUUAGCUUGGUCUAUAUACAGUAUAAAAAGAUGUUGUCCCUUAAUUAAAGAGUAAAUGUUCUUUUCAGUCCUUAAUCAUUUAUCUAAUGAACUUUGCAUUCUUUAACAAAUAUAAAAACUCAAAUUGGUUCAUAUAUACUUUGAUAUAUGUACGUUUCAGUUUUUACAAUAAUGAAGAUGGCUAAGCAAGUGAUUGAUAUGUCAGCAAGUGACCUGAUCAAAACUGAUUGCAGUGGAAUGUACAUUUAUCAAAGUAGAUAGUAACCAAUUUGGGUUUUUAUAUUUGUUAGGGGGUGCGAAAUCCAUGGAACAAAUGGUUAGAGACCGGAAAUGAUAUAUAUAUAUUUGGUGCCUAUCUUCCGUUAUCAUUUCUUUACCCUGAUUUUU
Arachis stenosperma is the source of this 1174-nucleotide messenger RNA. Its product is annotated as replication protein A 14 kDa subunit B-like. NCBI's taxonomy places the organism in Eukaryota, Viridiplantae, Streptophyta, Magnoliopsida, Fabales, Fabaceae. The record is from RefSeq and is a predicted model, not a curated record. Gene Ontology annotation, biological process: DNA recombination; DNA replication; DNA repair. Gene Ontology annotation, molecular function: DNA binding. Gene Ontology annotation, cellular component: nucleus. The transcript is spliced from 3 exons. The coding region runs from base 179 to 499 and encodes 106 amino acids.